This is a messenger RNA of Oncorhynchus masou masou (cherry salmon), 1367 nucleotides long. RefSeq names its product growth arrest-specific protein 2-like. Gene Ontology annotation, biological process: actin crosslink formation. Lineage: Eukaryota; Metazoa; Chordata; Actinopteri; Salmoniformes; Salmonidae. Gene Ontology annotation, molecular function: actin filament binding; microtubule binding; cytoskeletal adaptor activity. The transcript has 9 exons. Bases 93 to 1349 code for a protein of 418 amino acids. Gene Ontology annotation, cellular component: actin filament. The record is from RefSeq and is a predicted model, not a curated record.
CAUGCAUACUGAACGCACGGAGGAGCAAAGACACUGUACGAGAGGACGGUGACAGUCCGGAUAGAAGAGUUGCUUUGCAGAGGGCCAGUGACAUGGAGGUAACCACGAUAUGCAGCUCUCUGAGUCCCAAGCAGGUAAUUGGCCCAGGCCUGACCGACAUGCAGGAGUACAACCAAUGGCUGACCAGCCGCCACGAAGCGAGCCUUCUGCCAUUGAAGGAAGACCUGGGCCUGUGGCUCACCAACAUGCUGGGUCUGGAGAUCACAGCAGAGAACUUCAUGGAGCGUUUGGACAACGGCGUCCUGCUGUGCCAGCUGGCUGAGACUCUACAGGAGAAGUUCAAGCAGAACCAGACUAAGAACCAUGGAGAGGCCAUCACGUGUCGGAGGAUCCCGUGUCGUGCCAGCGCUCCCUCUGGUUCCUUCUUUGCCAGGGACAACACAGCUAACUUCCUGACCUGGUGUCGUCAGGUGGGGGUGGGAGAGACCUGCCUGUUUGAGUCUGAGGGACUGGUACUUCACAAGCAGCCACGGGAAGUGUGUCUGUGUCUCCUACAACUGGGAAGGAUAGCAUCUCGGUACAACGUGGAGCCUCCUUGGCUUAUCAAGCUGGAGAAGGAGAUAGAACAGGAGGAGAUAGCACCCCUACCUUCACCUGUCUCCCACUCUACAACCCCCCCAUCCUCCUCUCCUUCCAAGUGCUCAUCGUCUAGCCAGAAGAGCACAGGGAAGCUGUUGGAUGAUGCAAAGGUGCUGUCUGUUGCCCCAGGGGUUCAGAAGGUGCUGUCUGGUUCCCCAGGGGUUCAGAAGGUGCUGUCUGUUUCCCCAGGGGUUCAGAAGGUGCUGUCUGGUUCCCCAGGGGUUCAGAAGGUGCUGUCUGGUUCCCCAGGGGUUCAGAAGGUGCUGUCUGGUUCCCCAGGGGUUCAGAAGGUGCUGUCUGGUUCCCCAGGGGUUCAGAAGGUGCUGUCUGGUUCCCAGGGGUUCCAGAAGGUGCUGUCUGGUUCCCAGGGGUUCCAGAAGGGUUUCCAGAAGGUGCUGUCUGGUUCCCAGGGGUUCCAGAAGGUGCUGUCUGUUUCCCCAGGGGUUCCAGAAGGUGCUGUCUGUUUCCCCAGGGGUUCCAGAAGGUGCUGUCUGGUUCCCCAGGGGUUCCAGAAGAUGCUACACAACAAGCAUGUGAUGGUGCGUGUGGGAGGAGGCUGGGAGACCUUUAAGAGUUACCUUCUGAAACACGACCCAUGUCGGAUGCUCCAGAUCUCCAGAGUGGAGGGGAAGACCUCUCCCAUGUCCUCCAAGGACCUCACCCCAGACAGCUACCUGGUGGUGGCAGCACACCACCGCAGCAAGAAGUAAAGAUGGCCGCACCCCACU